Salvia miltiorrhiza (redroot sage) is the source of this 1290-nucleotide messenger RNA. Its product is annotated as rac-like GTP-binding protein ARAC8. The record is from RefSeq and is a predicted model, not a curated record. The coding region runs from base 462 to 1091 and encodes 209 amino acids. The transcript has 8 exons. NCBI's taxonomy places the organism in Eukaryota, Viridiplantae, Streptophyta, Magnoliopsida, Lamiales, Lamiaceae. Gene Ontology annotation, biological process: small GTPase-mediated signal transduction; regulation of cell shape; cortical cytoskeleton organization. Gene Ontology annotation, molecular function: GTP binding; protein kinase binding; GTPase activity. Gene Ontology annotation, cellular component: cell cortex; cytoskeleton; cell projection.
UCAUUUUCUCAUCUCAUAGUCUCAUACUCAAACAACAAAAAAGAUCCAGAAAAAAUAUAUAAGUAUGGAUAUAUCAAAUUUUAGGUAUAUUUAAUCCAUUUAUGCAGAGUUUCAAUGCAACCAAUUGAAGUUCCAACAAUCCAAUUAUGAGGCAGAGGCAAAAAGGGUCGGUAUUUAAAGCGCCACAGCUUAAAAUUGAUUACCGCAAGACUUUAGCUUCAACAAACUCUGCCUGUAAAAAAGGUUAUUGUAUUGAUAAGUAUCAUGUGACCUACGCUUAGUUGACCCUCUCUUCUCUCUCUCAUGAGCCCAUAUAAAAUAUAGCCUGAUUUCCCAACCAUUCCAACCACCAGGGCCGUGAAAAAGUGUAAUCUUUUUACUGUUGGUUUUCUUGGUUUUUGUCAUUGACUGUUUUCUUGAAUAUUUGGUGUGUGUGUGUGAGUGCGCGCGGUGAUGCUACAAUGUCUUCAAGCGUUUCAAGAUUCAUCAAGUGUGUGACUGUGGGUGAUGGUGCUGUUGGCAAGACUUGUAUGCUUAUUUGCUACACCAGUAACAAAUUCCCCACUGACUAUAUACCAACAGUGUUUGAUAAUUUCAGUGCAAAUGUGGUAGUUGAAGGAACUACUGUCAACUUAGGCCUCUGGGAUACAGCAGGCCAAGAAGACUACAAUAGGUUGAGGCCUCUGAGCUACAGAGGAGGGGAUGUGUUUGUCUUGGCAUUUUCAUUGGUCAGCCGCGCUAGCUAUGAGAACAUAUUUAAAAAGUGGAUCCCAGAACUUGACCAUUUUGCUCCUGGGGUUCCAGUUGUCCUAGUUGGCACCAAACUAGAUCUUCGCGAGGAUAAGCAUUAUUUGGCUGAUCAUCCUGGAUUGGUGCCUGUUACCACUGCACAGGGAGAGGAGCUCCGAAAAAAAAUUGGCGCUGCCUACUAUAUUGAAUGCAGUUCAAAAACUCAACAGAAUGUGAAAGCAGUUUUUGAUGCUGCUAUCAGAGUAGUCAUCAAACCACCACAAAAGCAGAAGGAGAAGAAAAAGGCACGUAAAGGAUGUUUUGUGAAUAUGUGGUGUGGAAGAACAAUCUACCAGGAAUGAAGGAAAAGGUGUUGAUAGCAUUAGCAUGGUAGACUAAGACUAGUCUUUCCAGGCAAUUCUUUUAAUCUGGGCAGAACUGAAUCCGAGAUACUAAUGUUUUUUUGUUUCUGGGAGUAAUGUAAGAACCUAAUACUAGUAGUAACUACUACACUCAUUCUACAAUUUACACAAGUGCUUCAAAGUUUUAGUUGGUGAGAAA